CGGUCCAGGCGGCGCUGCUCGGCUCCGACUCUGAUAAGACUCCUUGGAAGAAGACGAGGACACGCUAGAGACUGAGUCCACAGUUACAGGGUUUAAAUGUUUCUCCGGGUCUUUGUCUCUGGGUGAGUUCCUCUCAUGGACUUAAAGAAUAACUUUUAGAGUCCUGGGUCUGGAUCUGGAUCUGGUUCUAGUUCUGGAUCUGUUUCUGGACACGCUCUCAUCCUCGGAGGAUUUUACGCAGCUUUCUCCCAGUCGUCCUCUGGUUUGGGGACAGUGUCUCUGAGGACCGGGGGCCCCUCCGGUCCUCCAUAAAUGCCCGGUCCCGUGGAGGAGCCUCGAGGCUGGAAGGCAACAUGCGCUCCUGGGUCCGGCUCCUGUUUGCGCUCCUGGCGACGACGCUGCGCUUCGGCGAGUCCCAGGGGGAAGUUCUUCCUGCAGCCCUGGUGGAGCUGGUUCGAAACAACCCCAUCUCCUCCAUAGAAGACCUCCAGCUGCUGCUCCUCUCAGACUCCACAGACGAGGAAGACGAGGCGUCUGCAGCCAACGGAGGUCACAGAACGCCACGAAGCCUGAAUGCUCAGCCGGCCCAGCAGGCUCUGUGUAAAGUCCGGACCGAGGUGGUGGAGGUGACCAGGGCCAUGCUGGACCGCAGCAACGCCCACUUUCUCCUAUGGCCGCCCUGCGUGGAGGUGCAACGUUGCUCCGGAUGCUGCAACACCAAGAGUCUGCAGUGUGUCCCCGUCAUCACACACACCAGAUACCUACAGGUCAUGAAGAUCGAGUACAACAACAAGCGGCCGACGUACACCAAGGCCGUGGUGGCGGUGCUGGACCACGUGGACUGUAGAUGUCAACCACGUCCUCCACCGUCCAGGAAGAAGACACCACGGAGACACCAUCGAAACCAGACGCUGAUCCACGGACACACGCCUGGACAGGUCAAGGUUCAGUCCAAGGACGAGCUCCACCAGUGGGACGAGCUGAAGCGGAACCAGAGGGUCCACCUGGACGAUCUGCACUGGAGCUCCAGAGGAGACACCUUCUCUCAGCCCGGAGACGGGGAGGACGGGGUGGGCUUUGGUCCACACUGGGCUCAUAAUGCCAGCACACUUCUAGGGACUAGAGACGGAUCUGAGGUCCAGGAGGACAGGACAGUCCGAGCCAAGAACAGAACCACUGACGUCCUGCUCAACAGGACCGAGGGGGACAUGAACGAGGUGGACACAGCAACACUGGUUCUGUCCCAGGAUGGUUCCUCUCAGCGGGUCACUCCACAACCUCAGACCAGGUUCAUGUCCACAGAGGACACCAUCAGGUUCAGACCAACCAAAGAACCAAACCCAGAACCUCGACCCCCGUCCAGACGCAGAGACAACGAGACUCCAGAGGACCAGAGGUCAUCACAGAGGAAGGAGGACAGGAAGGAGGUCCUGGUCCUCAACUGGAGGUUGGACCAAGAGGAGACACUGAAGCAAAUGAAACGAGAAGAUGAGGAUAGACUGAAAGAGACGGAGACAGACGGAGGGACACAUGUCCACCAUCUGCAAACAACAACACCAGCCAGGACGACGUCCACCACCACCACCACCACCACCACCACCACCACACGGCCUCCGUCUCUUCGUCCAAACCUGACCAGGAGACGGAUGAUGAAGAACCGUAAACGGAUCAGCAAGGCAGCGAUGAGGGCGAUGCUGAUGAUGUAGACCACCAGAUCCCCCCAGUAACACUACUAAUGAUGAACCUGUAACCUGGAGGCCGGCCGUCUCAGAGGACUCGGGAAGGCCGAGUGGUGUGUGGAGGACACUGUGGACGACACUCCACCUGGACCCGGGUUUAGAUAUCAGCAGAGACUCAAACCUGCACUUAAACCGAGUCCGUGGAGGGCGGAGCUUCUUUAAAGGGACGAUGUUUGGAGACAACGUGUGAUAUCAUCAGAGCUCAUUAAAGCACCCUGGCCUCAGCUGUUGACUCUGGACAGACGGCAUCAGAGGACAGCGCUGUGUUUCUUAUUUAUUUCUGAACCUGUUUCCUGAUGGUUCUCUUUAGACCAGGGGGGUCCAACUCAUUCUAGUUCAGGGACCACAUUCAGUCCAGUUUGAUCUGAAGGGGUCGGACCAGUAACACAACACAAUAAUAACCUACAAAUAACUCCAGAUGUUUCCCUUUGUUUAGGUCAAAGAAGAACAAGAGUUUCCAUUUUAUGAACCAAACUAUUUAACGAACAACUGGACGUUUCUAAAAACAAAGAAGUGGAGUUUCUGUUUAGGGUCAGGUCUCAGUGUCGAGUUAUGACCACAACUCCUUCCACUCAUUCCGUAGAAGUUUUAUAGAAACAGGAAACUAAAGAGAACCAGGAGCCACUUAUAACGAUGAUAUUUCCAAUGUUCUUCUUAAGUUAUUGAGAAACGAGUGCUCUUCUUCUUCUUCUUCUUCUUCUUCUUUUUCUUCUUCUUCUUCUUCUUCCUCUUCUUCUUCCUCUUCUUCUUCCUCUUCUUCUUUCUCUUCUUCUUCUUCUUCACACCAACUCACAACUGUUACUUACUUCUGUUUCUUUGGGACGUGGUGGAAAAGUUUUGUGAUAACUUUGAUAUUUUGAUGUAAGAAUCUAACGUUCGACAAUCUG
Messenger RNA from Mugil cephalus (flathead mullet), 2626 nucleotides. It is a transcript of the gene pdgfbb, whose product is annotated as platelet-derived growth factor beta polypeptide b. The transcript has 8 exons. Gene Ontology annotation, biological process: positive regulation of ERK1 and ERK2 cascade; platelet-derived growth factor receptor signaling pathway; positive regulation of protein autophosphorylation. NCBI's taxonomy places the organism in Eukaryota, Metazoa, Chordata, Actinopteri, Mugiliformes, Mugilidae. Gene Ontology annotation, molecular function: growth factor activity; platelet-derived growth factor receptor binding. Gene Ontology annotation, cellular component: membrane. The record is from RefSeq and is a predicted model, not a curated record. Bases 354 to 1706 code for a protein of 450 amino acids.